Messenger RNA from Bombus pyrosoma, 4793 nucleotides. RefSeq names its product carboxyl-terminal PDZ ligand of neuronal nitric oxide synthase protein-like. Gene Ontology annotation, molecular function: nitric-oxide synthase binding. The record is from RefSeq and is a predicted model, not a curated record. The coding region runs from base 2129 to 3856 and encodes 575 amino acids. The transcript is spliced from 9 exons. Lineage: Eukaryota; Metazoa; Arthropoda; Insecta; Hymenoptera; Apidae.
UUCAGACUUUCUUCACGCGUCUGUAGAAGACGAACGCGGAAAUGCUAUUGAGCUGCACGAAAGCGAGAAUAUUAAUGCGUUUAUAAAUAAACCAGAGGAAAAAUCCAGCGAGCCGCGGCGUCGCGAAGCUUUUGCUCCUCCGCUGACGCUAUCGCUCGGCUAGCGAUCCAUCAGAGGCACACGCCGCCGCUUAGUUCCGCUCCACCUGGCCGCCGUCGCGGCGAGAUACCGCUCGUUUUCGAGUAUUUCGAGAACGCGCGGCCGCGUUCUUCGAGUCUCGCUUCAUUUCAUUUUGGAACUCCUCACGUCGAACUCACAAUAGCAGAUCAAGUAAAUGAAGAUUUCAUACUCUUGGUAAGGAGAUGAAUGGAGGAAGGUAGAUAGCAAGAUGAAUAACAGGGAAGAGGAAGAAUAUAGAAGACAAGAGAAAAUAAACUAACUAAAGAAUAGAAUUUGUAAUUUGGAAGAAGAUAAAAGAAGAAUAGUGACUUAAGAAAAGAAUAGGGAGUGGAAGAAAAAAUUGAAAGUUGUGUUGUUUAAUGAAAGAGUAAAACAGUGGUUUGUAAGAAGAACAGAAAAAAAUAGAAACACUACGAUAGUUCAGGAAUGAAGAGGAGACAAGUGAAUUGAAAGAAAAAUGGUGAAGAGAAGAGGAUAUAAAGAAUAGAAGUAUGGCGUGAAUGACGUAGGAAGAAGAAGAAGAACAGGAAAAUACAGAAUUUUAAAGGAAAAUAAAGUACUCGUUUGACAAGUAUAAAGAGAGAAACAUGAAAAUAUUAAUUUUGAAAUAAAAAGUUGCGAAUAGAUACAACGUGGGAAAAAUUGAUUGAAGGGAAUUUGGGAAGUUUGAAAGAAGAAAGUUUGUAGAGGAACGUUCGACUUGCUUUGGGAAACAGAAAAUUGGGAGGAGUUCUGGAGAGAAAAUAGAACAAGUUUCAGAAAGAAAAUGGAAAGACUCGAGAGAGGCGUGGAAGAACCCUGGAUGGACCAGAAAUUGAAGAAAUUUUAAAUGAGGAAUUGAGUGCAUCUUGGGGAGAAAAGUUGAAGAAGUUUCAUCUAGAAAUAAAAAACUAAAUCAACAAUGGUUCGUAAAAGAAACAAAAUACUAAACAAUGUUUCAAACUAGUAGCGGAGCAAAAGGAGAUUGGUAAAAAUCCAAGAAACUAAUAAACUGAAUAAAUUUUAACACAAAAAUUCCAAAUUCUUCAAAUUGAAUUGAAAAUUUCAAAUUGAAAAAGAAAAUCAACUUAUCAAUAAAAGAAACAAAAAUAUCUAACAACAAUCAUAGAACAAUUCUAAGAAUUCCAAUGACAGGUAAGGUGAUCUGUUCAGUGAGUCUAAUGACAAGUAAAGUGACAUCUGUUCAGUGACAUCCAAAAAUACCUUCGACAACAUCGCGAAAGCCUUAAAUGAAGAUCAAUCUUAGUGAUACGUUCUUUUCAGCAAACAGAGGUGGAGUUUCAUCCUGAGAAAAAAUGAAAUGUUGAUCGACCAUUUGUUUAUUUUCAAAAUUAUCCGUAAAUGCUUGAAUAGUUAAGUAGCUGUAAAAAUGACAAACACGAUUAAUCCCGAACGAUCAAUGGGAUACGAUUUCAGCAUUCAAUAAUAUUUCAAUACAGCUUCGAUGUUUUGUUUUCCUUUUACACUCUUAUCUCGAAGACAGUCACCUGAUAGUAUUAUAUAAUAUUUCAUUUAUCUUUCUUUAUAUAGAAUUGUUUUCUUAAGAUGAAGAUAAUAUUACGUAUUUGGGUGGGUAAUAAUAAUAAUAAGGUUGUGAAAAUUCAUACGGUAGUAAACUGAAAUUGUUCCUCGAAACCGGCAAGUAUUUAUAGAGAGCUUUCAGAAAAUGAAGCUUUCAAGAGAAGCCUUUGAUUUCUCACGAAUCUGUUUCCGCCCGAUGGAACAAUAUACCGAUCGAGUAAUUAAAGUUCGUCGAAGUCCGUAUAUUAAAGUUACAAAAUUUUCAUAUACUCUAAAUGUAUUCUCAAGAUAUAGAACAGAAAUGAAGUCCAUAAGAAGACCAUAAACUUCCACCAUGUUAUACGUGCACAUACAGUGUCUUCUGAAAAAAGUAUUAGUGUUACCUAUUGAAUAAAUCCUCAUCAUAAAAGCGCAACACGUACCAACCAUGCUGAAGAACUCCAAGCAAACGAACUCUGAGACAGUAGUGUCCCCUAGUUCCGGUCCAGCUAGUCCUUCUGGCGUCGAGACCACCCCGAAGCCCAGGAAGAAACUGUCGUUCAAGGAACCUGAAAUAUUCAACUAUCUGAAGUUGAAGAAACCUUUUAAAAAGACAAAACCUCCGCCUCUUCAGUUGACGCAUUCAACCACAAGCGUCGAUUUUAGCUUCGAUGAGAACCCCUUUGAGGAGGAGAACGAUGACCUCGAAGAGCUCGAGAGUCAAGCGAUGAGGGUGGUCAGAACGGUAGGACAGGCUUUCGAGGUGUGCCAUAAAUUAAGUUUAAACAACGCCACGGAAGAACGAGACCGGGGGGAGAAAGAAAGAGAGAGGGAGCACAGUGAGAAUCAUCGUGACGUUUACGAGGACCAAGACGAAAUUCCGAAUGAACAGUCGCAACCGUCGCCGUCUUCUGUGCAUAAAGAUAUAUCGCUGUUAGGGGACGUAGAAGAUUCGGUACCGGAACAGACGACCGUUCCUUGCCUUCUGAGGACGCACGAAAUCCCAGCGACCACAGCGUCUACCUCCCCCGUUAGACAAUCGCCAUCGGGCACGGUGACCUCCGAUUGCGGAGGAUUACUGGUUGGAGGCGAAUUAACCGCUCUAAAGCACGAGAUUCAACUGUUGCGAGAACGAUUAGAGCAACAGAGCCAACAGACCAGAGCCGCUGUUGCCCAUGCGCGACUGCUUCAGGAUCAGCUUGCGGCUGAAACAGCAGCUCGAGUCGAAGCUCAAGCCAGGACGCAUCAAUUGCUGAUGCAAAACAAAGAACUUCUAGAGCAUAUAGGUGCGUUAGUCGGCCAUCUUCGAGAGCAAGAAAGAAUCUCGAGUGGUCACGUAACCUCACAGCCUCAGUUGCCUGGCUCAGCGACGAUGCAACAAACUACCACCGUUCCUGAUUUGUCGAACCUCGGCCAGUGCCAACGAACAGGAGGACAAAGUUCACCAUGGGAACUGGAUCCACCAUCUCCAUACUACCCUUAUCCACCAGAUUCCUUAUACCCUGGAGGUUUGAAUACAAUAGGAAUACAAGGAAAUAGUUGUCCAGCAGAUCAGUUACAGUUUCAAACACAACUCCUAGAAAGGCUGCACAACAUAAGUCCAUAUCAGCCUCAAAGGUCACCUUAUAACACACCUUCUCCUUAUACAAUGGGUCCCAAUCUUGUUGUACCUCCUAACAAUAGGCCAGCUAGCUCAGCCCAGUUGUCUCCAAAUUCCAUGUCAUUAAGAGCUUCUCAACCAAACAGUUUCUGUUCAUCACCCAUAAUGACGCACAAAGUAGACAAUUAUAUCGGAAGUUCAGAAACUACAGAGUUGAAGACAACAUUUAUUAAACCUUUACCCUGUACAGGCGAAAGGACCGUCAGUCACGUAGUUCAGGAGACAAAGAGUAAGCAGGAUCGAAUCAAUCUGCAUGACGAAAUUCCACCAAUUGUGUUGGAUCCUCCGCCUCAGGGUAAACGCUUAGAUACAACACCUAAGCAAUCACCGACCAAAGAAAACUCCAACGGUCAAGCGUCGAAUAAACAAAGUUUACAGAACCAGAAAAACUUGGCUACCAUAUUAAGAACUCCUGGUCCACCGCCAUCUCGUACAACCAGUGCUCGUUUGCCUCCAAGAAAUGAUUUGAUGUCCGAAGUGCACAGGACUACCUGGGCGAGACAUACAACUAAGUGAUAAAAGAUCUUUCCCAGAAUAGUUUCUGAAAAAUUUUACUGUCUACUAAACAUAUCAUCUCUUGGGUAGAACACUAUUUAUAAAAAAUAAUGUUUUCUUUUCUAUAUUUUGUAGUAUGGUUUAGGUCGCUAAUUAAUUUGGAGUUGAUUGUUUGGCCGCUAUAUAAACUGUCUAUAUUAUAAUGCAAUCAAAAUUAACUGUUGUUAUAAUUAUUCUUGGCCUUAAAUAUAACUAAAACCAUUGUCUACACACAAAAGUUCUGCCCAAGUAAGCUUAUUAUUAAAUGUAAGGACUAAGUGAAGCGUGUAAAUCUAUUAUUUUCCUUAUAAACGCUGUAGAGUGUUCAUAAGAGGUGGGAGUUUAAUUAUCGAUGUAACAAACAGAAAUAAUAGUUCCAAAUGGUUGUUAACGGUCUUUCUUUGAAUGAUAAAAUCAGACAUUGAUAGUGGAAAGUAUAAAUUUAGUGUAUUCUUUAGAUUUGGCGAGCUCGCGCCAAAAGAGUAGAGCUUUUAAUAAAGUGUAUUUACAACAAGCGAGCAAACAAUUUGUGAUCAGCGUGUGACAAAUAAGUGUAUAUAAAGUAUAUCAUUCUUGUACAUACUUAUUACACAUCUAUAACUAAUUUUACAAGUCGAGCUCUGUACUGUAAAAUAGAAAGAUGCAGAUUUAAUCUGGUGUUCAAUUCUUAUGAAUUUUAUCCAACAUAUUUCUUAGGGAAGAAAAUUCUUUUGUAUGUAUGGAAAAAUUAAUGAACGUAAAAAGAAAAAGACAAAUCUAUAUGUUGAAUUCAGAAAAGUAUAUAAAUAUGUAGCUCUGACAUGUUAAACUCGCAAUUAAAAUAAAUUAAGAUAAACAAUUGCUUUACGAAAACGUUGAAGCCAUCAGAAAGUAUAUUUAAAAAUUGCAAUGGCCAGUGAAUAAAAUGCUCUGUGAAAAA